Molecule: messenger RNA, 1237 nt
Organism: Annulohypoxylon truncatum
Lineage: Eukaryota; Fungi; Ascomycota; Sordariomycetes; Xylariales; Hypoxylaceae
Exons: 1
Coding region: 14-865 (283 amino acids)
Source: RefSeq, a predicted model, not a curated record
CAACGCAUGGCUCAUGAACGCGAAGUGGCCACUUCGCAACUUCGAAGCACAAUUCCAAAUCAUGAAAAAUCUCCUUAACCUUUCUCGUGAAAUUUCGACUCGGCGUGCCCCGGGCUUUAAGGUUACCUUCCAAUUCAUAUCUUCCAUCGCUACGGUUGGUCACCGGCCAAUCUGGUCAGGCGAGCCGAUAGUACCGGAGGAACGGAUGACGAUCGAGUCCGUCCUGCCUACGGGAUACGGCGAUGCUAAAUAUAUCUGCGAACUUAUGAUCGAUGAAACGCUGCACAAGCAUCCAGACCGCUUCCGUGCUAUGGUCGUCCGUCCUGGGCAGAUAGCAGGUUCCAGCACCAGCGGUUACUGGAACCCGAUGGAACACCUUUCCUUCUUAAUUAAAUCGUCUCAAACAUUAAAGGCGUUGCCCGACUUUGACGGGCUUCUCUCUUGGACGCCGGUUGACGAAGUUGCCGGCACGCUUGUUGACCUUGUCUUCCUCCCCGAAGAUAAGACACAUUAUCCUAUCUACCAUGUCGAUAACCCGGUCCGGCAGCCAUGGAAAGAGAUGAUCCCGGUAUUGGCCGACGCAUUAGACAUUUCGCCAGACGGCGUGAUUCCAUUCGAAGACUGGGUACAACGUGUUCGGGAUCACCCUAGACAGGUCGAGGGUCCCGAGGGCGAAAACCCGGCUUUCUUACUGAUUGAUUUCCUUGACGAUAACUUCAUUCGCAUGUCGUGCGGUGGUCUUUUACUUGAUACCAUCAAGGUCCGAGAACACUCGAAGACCUUGGCGAACGCUGGUCCUGUUAAUGAAAAGGUGACCAAGCAGUUUAUUCAGAGUUGGAAAGAUAUGGGGUUCUUGAGUCAAUGACAUCGUUUCCAUCUUUUAUGUUUGGCUUGGUUGGUCCUCUGUGGGGUUGGUAUUGUACUAUGUUAUAUGUAACCUUCAUUUACUUUUCUAUGAUGUAAAAUGAUUUCCGGUAUAUAGAAGAGGUCUAAGGCAAUAGACUUUCAUUUCCUGUUCAAAUCUGAUGGAUACGAAAAUCCUUGGCAUUUGGUUGCUGAUUGCAAGUGUGACUCGAUCCUGGUGAAUCUAGUUGGUGAAUCAAAUGUAUGUCGUACUGAUAUAAGAGGUUCAUAGACGAGAGCAAUCACGGUUAUGGUGAUCUUGGGUUGUGUAAUGUUGAAGUGGAGAAAUCGAGGUAGUUAGUAAGCGGCCAAUCCAAAACACGUGAUAUCCUUC